Eruca vesicaria subsp. sativa (arugula) is the source of this 1254-nucleotide messenger RNA. Lineage: Eukaryota; Viridiplantae; Streptophyta; Magnoliopsida; Brassicales; Brassicaceae. The record is from the annotation of a GenBank genome assembly.
AAACCAUAAUACAAAAAGAAGAAACAUACAUUAACAAAAUGGCAGCUAAUCUAGAGUGGUUUGAUAGUGAUGUAGAAGAAGAUUACAUAGACAUGGAAGUCACUUCUUUCACUAACCUCGUACGCAAAGCUCUCAACAACAGCAACAACAACAACCCUAGAGAGUUUGAGUUCCAAAUGUCUCAUCUAUGUCCUCUCGACAUAGACAAAACUACUUCUCCUGCAGAUGAACUCUUCUACAAAGGCAAGCUUCUCCCUCUUCACUUACCUCCACGUCUCCAAAUGGUUCAAAAGCUUCUUGAAGAGUACACCUUUGACCAAGAAUUCUACAGCACACCUUUAGCUACCGGAACAGUUACAACUCCGGUGACAAGCAACACCCCUUUUGAGUCUUGCACCGUCUCUCCGGUAGAUUCUUGCCAAGUGAGUCAAGAGCUUAACCCUAAGGACUACUUUCUUGGUUCAUUGGAGAAUGAUGAGAAGAAGAAAUCUUGGGGCAAGAAACUGAGAUUGAUCAAACACUUGAGUUUUGGAACGAAGAUUAAAGCUUCAAGAGCUUAUCUAAGAUCAUUCUUUGGGAAGUCAAGUUGUUCUGAUGAGUCAAGAGUUGCUGAUGAAGGAUCUAUGUUGAGGUAUUCCAGAGCAGAGAGACCUAAAAAGCAGAGUAAUGGUUCUGUUCCUGGGAGCCAUAGGAGAUCCUUUUCGGUUUCUAUGAGGAGUCAGCAUGUGAAGAGUUCGAACAGCAAGUCAUCGACUAGUUUAGGGUUUCGUCCUUUGCAGUUUUUGAAGAGAAGUACUAGCUCGAGUUCAGAGAUUGAGAAUUCUAUUCAAGGAGCUAUCUUGCAUUGCAAGCAAUCUCAGCAACAGAAGCCGAAGCAGUACAGUGUUAAUGAGGUUGGCUUCUAUUCGUUGUCAGCUUCAAAAUAUUCAGUGGCAGGUGAUCAAGAGCGGGCUCAGAUGUUUAGGGGUUAACUAAAUAAUUAAAUUGAACAUGAAGAUGAAGAGAAGAAAAUAAGGAAUGAGUGAGAGUGAGAGAACUGAAGAUUAGAUUCUUUGUUUUCUUUUUGUUUGUACUCUUAUUUUGCUUAUUUGUUUUUCUAUGAAAUUUCAUAAAUUCCUAAUGCCAUUUUCGUGUAAAGAUAAAUAAAUAUGAUUAAAAUCUUUGUUUUAGAUUCAAAUCACUUGUGGUUUGAAGUUUUAGAUUCAAUUCCAAUUUCAAAAUGCAAAUUGAUGCAGGUGUCUACCACAAUCUGAA